CUGAGCACUAUAAAUCAUCAUAGAGCUAGUACUGAGCUUCCGUACAAGCAGCACACAGUAACUGACAGUCGGGACAUCUGAAGUCUUGUAUUUUUAAGCAGGAGGAGUGUAAAGAGAUAAUGGUCUUACUCUUGGAUUAUGGGAUGGUCAUCAUUGUGCUCACAGGAGCACUGGUCAAUGUUGCCUCUGCCCAAACUCGUCAGUACUACUUUGAGAGUACACCACUGAACUGGACUGAAGCUCAGAGCUUCUGCAGACAGGUCUACACUGACCUGGCCACCAUAGAAAACACAACUGAUGUCAGUGCUGUACUCAGGACCACACCAAGCUACACAGGAAAGGCUUGGAUAGGUCUCUAUGGCGACAGCUGGAGAUGGUCUCUGAAUGACAGCAGCUUCUAUGGUGAAGGAGAGACAGAGUUUAGAAACUGGGCUCCUGGACAUACCAGAAAUCCUAAUGGACAACAGCUCUGUGUGGUGCUUCAAAGCUUUUACUAUUACUAUGACUAUUUAUAUUUAUAUUACAAUUACUUUAUCUACAAUGGAAAAUGGUCUGAAAUUGCUUGUGACAUCCAACGGCCAUUUGUGUGCUACAACGGUACAGCAAAUGGCACAUCAUCCUUUGUAAAAGUCAACUCACCUUUGAAGUGGACUGAAGCUCAGAGCUACUGCAGGGAGAAUUAUGUCGAUCUAGCCAGUAUACGAAAUCGGGCAGAAAAUUACGUCAUCACAAAGCUGACAGGUGCUGACUCUGUGUGGAUCGGUCUGCACUGGGAACGACUGUGGUCUGAUGGGAGCACCUAUCCGCUUCAGUACUGGGCCAGUGGGCAACCAGACAGCGCAGGGCAGUGCGUCACCACAUCAUUCAGAAACUCAGGACUGUGGUCAGAUGAUAACUGCUCCCUCACUUUCCCGUUCAUCUGUUACUCAACAACUCCUCCAAAAACAGAAGACUUCAGAUCAAUAGGGCAAGAUGAGACCAGUAUCACUUUGCAGUGGAACAAAGUGAACAACAACAUCAGCUUUAUUCUCCAGUUUAAUGAUGCAGAGAUCAACAUCACUGCACCAGAUGGAGAUGGACCAGUAACUCACACAGUCUCAUCUCUCACUGCUGCAACUGAAUACACAUUCACUCUCUUCUCUGUGUUUGAGAACGUCAGAAGCAGUGGAGUAAACAUUACUGCAGUUACCGCUCCUCCAAACGCAGAAAGCUUCAGAUCAAUAGGACAAGAUGUCACCAGUAUCACUCUGCAGUGGAACAAAGUGAACAACAGCUUCAGCUUUAUUCUCCAGUUUAAUGAUGCAGAGAUCAACAUUCCUGCACCAGAUGGAGAUGGACCAGUAACUCACACAGUCUCAUCUCUCACUGCUGCAACCGAAUACACAUUCACUCUCUUCUCUGUGUUUGAGAACGUCAGAAGCAGUGGAGUAAACAUUACUGCAGUUACUGGAACUCGUCAGUACAACUUUGUGAGUACACCACUGAACUGGACUGAAGCUCAGAGCUUCUGCAGACGGGUCUACACUGACCUGGCCACCGUAGAAACCAUAACUGACACCUAUGCUAUAUUCAGCACCACAUCAAGCUACAGAGGCAAGGCUUGGAUAGGUCUCUAUGAUGACAACUGGAGAUGGUCCCUGAGUAACAGCAGCUUCUAUGGUGAAGGAGAGACAGAGUUUAGAAACUGGGCUCCUGGACAUACCAGAAAUCCUAAUGGACAACAGAACUGCGUGAUACUUCAAAACUACAAGUAUUCUGACUAUAUGGAUUACUACAAUGGAAAGUGGUGGAAUGUUAAUUGCAACAUCCAGUUCUACUCUGUGUGUUACAACGGUUCAGUAAAUGGAACAUCAUCCUUUGUAAAAGUCUACACACCUUUUAAUUGGACUGAAGCUCAGAGAUACUGCAGGGAGAAUUACGUCGAUCUAGCCAGCAUACGAAAUCAGGCAGAAAACGACGUCAUCACAAAGCUAGCAGCUGGGGAUGAUAUGUGGAUCGGUCUGCACUUGGAACGACUGUGGUCUGAUGGUAGCACCGUGCUGUUUCAAUACUGGGACGGUGGGCAACCAGACAGCACAGGGCAGUGCGUCACCACAGCACUCAGUUACUUAGGACAGUGGUCAGAUGAUAACUGCUCCCUCACUUUCCCGUUCAUCUGUUACUCAACAACUCCUCCAAACGCAGAAAACUUCAAAUCAACAGCCCAAAAUGAGACCAGUAUCACUCUGCAGUGGAAUAAAGUGAACAACAUCAUCAGCUUUAUUCUCCAGUUUAAUGAUGCAGAGAUCAACAUCACUGCACCAGAUGGAGAUGGACCAGUAACUCACACAGUCUCAUCUCUCACUGCUGCAACUGAAUACACAUUCACUCUCUACUCUGUGUUUGAGAACGUCAGAAGCAGUGGAGUAAACUUUACUGCAGUCACUGAGGGGCCUUCAGAUUAUGUUCUUGCCCUGAACGUGGAAUUAGAGUCAUUGACUCAGCUGUCAGACUCGGACUUGCAGAGUGUGUUGGAGGAGCUCUUCAACCAAUACGGACUGUCCCCACAGUUGUCCUUCAAAGUGUUGAGACGAAAAAUCAGAAGAGACUAGAUGAAAUCAAGGACAAUGGAUCUGCAAUUGAAAAACUUUUUUUUAAUUUAUUUAGUUAUUUAGACUUUUCACAUUUCCAUGAUAAUUGUCAUCAUUCUCCCAUUUAUAUGCCUGUGAAAAUAAAGAAUAUGUGAAAAUUGAUCCUAUAACCUGCAUUUCACCUUUAAAACAUUAAAU
Molecule: messenger RNA, 2768 nt
Organism: Micropterus salmoides (largemouth bass)
Lineage: Eukaryota; Metazoa; Chordata; Actinopteri; Centrarchiformes; Centrarchidae
Product: macrophage mannose receptor 1-like
Exons: 16
Coding region: 120-2591 (823 amino acids)
Molecular function (GO): protein binding
Source: RefSeq, a predicted model, not a curated record